AGACAAACAACCUUUAUUCUUUUCGGAUGUGAAGCUGUUAGAAAGCGAAGCGACACAAUGAGUCACGUAUCCAGCUUAAGUGGAUUCCUCAAGUUCCUUUCUUCCGUCAACGGCGACUUUGCUAAUAUCACGGCUCCGCCUCACUUUCUCGCACCAUCCUCAGUUACUGAGGUUGGAAGCUGCUGGAGUGAGCGGCCUUCCCUUUUUGCGGCCCCGGCGGUCGAAAGCGACGCUGAGAAGCGGGCCCUGCUCGUCCUGAAAUGGUACUUGGCCAGCCUGCGAUCGCAGUAUUACCUCGGGGGGUCAACGACGACUAGCCUGAAGAAGCCACUGAAUGCUUUCUUGGGGGAAGUCUAUGCCGCCAAGUGGACCGAUGACACGGCGACUGUCAAUCUAACCACCGAACAAGUUUCGCAUCACCCGCCCAUCACAGCCUGUUGCCUGUGGGACGAAGCUCAUGGCAUUCAUGCAGAAGGUUAUGCACGCGCUGAGAUGACCUUUACGGGGAACAUCAACAUCCGUCAGAUCGGCCAUGCCAUCGUUCACAUUGACGGUUUUGACGAGGACCACCUGAUCGGGUUUCCUGACGCGCACGUCAAGGGUUUCCUCUCGGGCCGGCUGUAUCCGGAGCUCACUGGGAAAAAGUACGUGAUAUCCUCGUCUGGCUUCAUUUCUGAGAUCCGGUUUUCCGGAACCAGCCUCUUCGGCCGUGGUGAGAGCAAUCAUUUCGAUGCAACCAUGUAUCGCCGCGACGAUGCGAAUAAAGAGGCACUCUACGUUGUUUCUGGGCGAUGGUCUGAUUCAUUCACUGUACGUGACGGCAGAACUUCUAAAAUUAUCGAAGAGUACGACACCAACGUAGCGUUCAACAACCCAACGCCUGUCUCUCUACCACCCCUUCAGGACCAGGAUGUAUGGGAGUCAAGGCGGGCAUGGCAACACGUCACUUCGGCACUAAAAGCUGGGGAUAUCGCAGUAGGCUCAGCCGAAAAAGCGAAAAUUGAGAAAGCCCAGCGAAGGAUGAGGGUUGAGGAGGGUCGAACGGGUACCUCAUGGACACCGCUGCUGUUCAAAUCACUCCAAGGCGACUACGAGCGCUUCACCCGCCUCGCAGCAGGAACAGGCUGGGCCCUCCAGAGCGAGAGAACAUCUGGCGUGUGGAGGGUGGAUUUGGAGAAAGCCAGAAACCCGAAAAGACCAUUUCAUGGGGAUCUCACUCCCGUCGGCCGGGAUUUGCAGGAUUCGUAGGAUGACACCAAACGUCGCGUUGAAGCCAAAUAGGCCACUAUGAUCUGAUCCCCCACAUACGAAUUGUACCGUUUGCAUGCUGGUGACCCGCGUUUGGGGGCGGCAUUGCAACACAACAAGGCAUGAUUUCGGUGUGCAUUAGCGGGCGAAUGGGCGGGAGCCAAGCCAUGUAGUCAAAGGUUAGUCUAGACUAGUACCAAGUACCGUAGGAUUCCGCUAGACUAACAAGGUUGCCACUGACCUUACGG
Truncatella angustata is the source of this 1496-nucleotide messenger RNA. RefSeq names its product oxysterol-binding protein. Gene Ontology annotation, biological process: maintenance of cell polarity; piecemeal microautophagy of the nucleus; endocytosis. The record is from RefSeq and is a predicted model, not a curated record. Bases 58 to 1248 code for a protein of 396 amino acids. The transcript has 2 exons. Lineage: Eukaryota; Fungi; Ascomycota; Sordariomycetes; Amphisphaeriales; Sporocadaceae. Gene Ontology annotation, cellular component: membrane; intracellular membrane-bounded organelle; cytosol. Gene Ontology annotation, molecular function: oxysterol binding.